AUGGGCAUGGCAUUGUUAAAUCACAAAGAGAAACUCUUAAACUUAGAGAAAAUGGAGAAGAAAUCCAAUCUAAACUCCUUCUACUUCUUCUUUGUAUUCAUAAUCAUGUACAUUUCCACAUUCUACAUCUUCAAUCUCUCCCCUUCAACUCUAAUCCGCACCACCAAAUUCUGGUUCAUCAUGUCCAACACCCUCAUCCUCAUCAUCGCCGCUGACUCCGGCGCCUUCUCCCUCCAAGAUUACGCCAAAGACAACCUCCCACCAACUCCUCUCUCCUAUAAUUUCCCCACCAAAUAUGUCCCAACAAUAACACCAAAUCAUCAUCAUCACACGCCACAAGACGACAGCCUCGAUCAACCUCCAGAAAAGAUAAUACAAGUGGUGGUUGUUGCUGCUUCAGAUGAUGAUCACAUUGUCUUGACACAAGAAACCCUCGAAAUCGAAAAACAGACAGGCGGAAAAGAUGAUGAUGAGAAAGAAAGUGAAAUUGAGAGAGUGGAAGAGGAGGUGGUGGAGACGUUGUCUGAAGCUGAAAGGGAAGAAGACGAGUACUCGAGAAUGUCGGAUGAAGAAGUGAAUGAAAGAGUUGAGGAGUUUAUUCGAAGGUUUAACCGACAGAUUAGGCUUCAAGCUGUCAGAAACCGACGACCCUUGGCCUGAUUGCUGCUGCACCCAUUUUUGUUUUUUGCUGUCUCAUAAUUUUCAUACGUGGUAGCGUAGCUAUCAUGAUUUUGUUGUGCUUAUUUCCAAUUAUAUAUAUAUAGAGAGAGAGUAUAUGAAUAUGAUCUUUCUCUCGUAGU
Messenger RNA from Salvia splendens (bonfire salvia), 800 nucleotides. Its product is annotated as cotton fiber protein. The transcript has a single exon. The record is from RefSeq and is a predicted model, not a curated record. NCBI's taxonomy places the organism in Eukaryota, Viridiplantae, Streptophyta, Magnoliopsida, Lamiales, Lamiaceae. Bases 1 to 660 code for a protein of 219 amino acids.